AUGGAAAACAUCGCAUAUGCUAAUGUCAUUGGAACCAUUAUGUACUCAAUGAUUAGUACCAGGCCUGAUCUGGCAUUUUCAAUUUCUCUACUCAGAAGAUUUAUGUCUAACCCUAGUAAAAUUCAUUGGGAAGCUUUAAAGUAUUUGUUAAGAUACAUUAAUGGCUUCACUGAUAUUGGGUUAAUUUAUAAAAGGAAAUGUGAUGUUUUUUAUCUUGUUGGAUAUGCGGACUCUGACUUUGCUGGUGACAGGGACUCUCGAAAAUCUACAACUGCUUUCUUCUUUACCUUAGGAGGUAAUUGCAUCAGUUGGAAGUCACAGCUGCAGCCUUUGGUUGCACUGUCUUCCACUGAGGAAGAAUAUGUGGCUGUCACUGAUGCUUUCAAAGAAGCCAUCUGGCUUUAG
Diospyros lotus (date-plum) is the source of this 405-nucleotide messenger RNA. RefSeq names its product secreted RxLR effector protein 161-like. Lineage: Eukaryota; Viridiplantae; Streptophyta; Magnoliopsida; Ericales; Ebenaceae. Bases 1 to 405 code for a protein of 134 amino acids. The record is from RefSeq and is a predicted model, not a curated record. The transcript has a single exon.